Molecule: messenger RNA, 940 nt
Organism: Anopheles coluzzii
Lineage: Eukaryota; Metazoa; Arthropoda; Insecta; Diptera; Culicidae
Gene: RPA2
Product: replication protein A 32 kDa subunit
Exons: 4
Coding region: 86-829 (247 amino acids)
Biological process (GO): DNA replication; double-strand break repair via homologous recombination; nucleotide-excision repair
Cellular component (GO): DNA replication factor A complex; chromosome, telomeric region; nucleus
Molecular function (GO): DNA binding
Source: RefSeq, a predicted model, not a curated record
ACCAACCCGUUUACUCACCGACCUUGUGUUUGGGCGCCAAUUCGUGUAAAUCCGUGUUGUGUUGUUGUUAUCUCUCCUCGCAAAAAUGAACGAUAGCUUUGGUGCCGGUGGAUUUAACGCGACCGCGGGCGGCGGCGGUGCGGGAAACGAGAACAAAGCGGAAGGCGUCCUGCCGCUCGUCAUCGAGCAGGUGCUGGAAUCAUCGGACGGAGGCAUUUCGCUGUUCGGGCACCAAUAUGCGAUGAUUACGCUGGUUGCAAUCAUCCGCAAUGUCGAUUACUCCUCCACCAAAGUCACCUACCAGCUGGAAGAUCACACAGGCCGAAUUGAUGCACAUCUGUGGAUAGAGGACGACGGUGUCACCAGCACGCCGAGCAUCGUGCCCCAGUCGUACGCUCGCGUGGUUGGGUCGGUGCGCAAUCAGGGCGGCUCGAAAUCGAUCAUGAUCUUCAAGAUCGACCAGAUCAACUCCCCGAACGAGGUGACCACCCAUCUGCUGGAGGUGCUGCACGCCCGGUACAAGGGCGAGGAGAACAGCAAGCGCAAGGUGGAGGGUGGGUUCGACACGAACGCCAAUGCGACCUCGAACGGUGGGUUCAUGGAAUCGGACUCGGUCGGUGCGUCGCUGGGCCUGAACGGGAAGCAGCUGGCUGUGUACAAAGCGAUCAAAAGCCACGUAUCUGACAUCGGCAUUAGCCGCAAGGAGCUGCAAGCCAAAUUUUCCCACAUCAGUCCCUCGGAGAUGCAGAGUAUCAUUGAUCAUAUGGGACAGGAAGGCAUGAUAUACACCACGGUCGAUACGGAUCAUUUCUUCUGUGUGGACGCAUAAGAAGCAUUUCUUUCGUCGGGGUUUUUUACGCUCUUCUCUCUCUCUCUCUCUCUCAUUCCCAUCAAUAAAUAAUCACGAUAUUACUAUUUACCACAAAGUUGAAUGAAGUAU